AUGUUUGGUCGAAGAUUAUUGACGAAUCCGGAGAUAUGGGACGAACGAGGGGAUACGUAUAAAGAGAGCAGAGGUGCCCACCAAAGGGAUCUUCUAUCUCCUCGAUCGAAAAACUGUUUACUUCGAAGAAAACACAGUCAACACAUUCAUAUACAAAUAUCGAAAAUGCCUCGACUUCCAACCCGUAAAUUGGGCAGAUAUGGCCCUGAAGUAGUCGCCCAAGGCUUCGGAACCAUGGGCUUAAGUGCUUUCUAUGGCAGCACCGAAUCCGAUGAAGAGCGUUUCAAGGUCCUCGACCGCGCUUACGAACUUGGACAGACCAACUGGGACACCGCAGACAUGUAUAACGACUCCGAAGAUCUACUUGGAAAAUGGUUCAAACGCACAGGAAAGCGGGAUCAGAUAUUCUUGGCCUCCAAGUUCGCCUUCAAAACCAAUGAAGAUGGAACUCGUACUUGUGAUACCAGUCCGGAAUACGUGAAGGCUGCGUGUGCGAAGAGUUUACAAAGACUGGGUGUUCAAACCAUCGAUCUAUACUACUGCCAUAGAGUAGAUAAAAAGACUCCUAUCGAAAAGACAGUAGAGGCUAUGGCUGAGUUGAAGAGAGAGGGAAAGAUCAGGUACCUAGGGCUCUCUGAAGUCAGUCCGAAGACCAUUCGCCGUGCAGAGAAAGUACACCAUAUCGAUGCCGUACAAGUUGAAUAUUCUCCAUUUUCUUUGGAUAUUGAACAGAACGAAGUUUUGAAAACUUGCCGCCAGCUUGGCAUUGCCAUCGUUGCCUAUUCACCUCUUGGCCGUGGUUUUCUUACAGGCCAAAUUAAAUCUAGAGCUGAUUUUGAGCCUAAUGAUUUCCGUCUCAGCGCCCCUCGUUUCUCCCAAGAGAAUUUCCCAAAAAACCUCGUGCUCGUGAAGGAGCUGGCAAAGAUCGCAUCUGAGAAAGGUGUUACACCAGGACAACUUUCAUUAGCAUGGUUAGCUGCCCAAGGCGAUGACAUUAUCUCGAUUCCGGGAACAAAGAAAAUCAAGUAUUUGGAAGAAAAUAUGGAGGCCUUGCAUGUGCAACUUAGUAGACAAGAGGAGAGAGAGAUUAGGACAGCUAUCGAGAAGGUUCAGAUCGGCGGCGCGAGAUAUCCAGAAGCCAUGAAUAGCUUCUUGUUCGGUGAUACCCCUGAGUUGCGAUAG
Messenger RNA from Botrytis fragariae, 1182 nucleotides. Its product is annotated as putative aldo-keto reductase protein. Lineage: Eukaryota; Fungi; Ascomycota; Leotiomycetes; Helotiales; Sclerotiniaceae. The transcript has 5 exons. The record is from RefSeq and is a predicted model, not a curated record. The coding region runs from base 1 to 1182 and encodes 393 amino acids. Gene Ontology annotation, cellular component: cytoplasm.